Molecule: messenger RNA, 1377 nt
Organism: Morus notabilis
Lineage: Eukaryota; Viridiplantae; Streptophyta; Magnoliopsida; Rosales; Moraceae
Product: galactinol synthase 2
Exons: 4
Coding region: 150-1073 (307 amino acids)
Molecular function (GO): glycosyltransferase activity
Source: RefSeq, a predicted model, not a curated record
AAAGACUUUACUCAAUAGCGAUAGUGUCAUUCCUACUACUUUGUCCUUCUCUUGGAUCUCUCUCUGUCUACUUUUCUAUAUUUGGUCGUUUUUUUUCGAAGUAAUAUUUCUUCUUCGUCGAGUAAUAAUUUCUUUCUACCAAAAAAGCCAUGAACAUGGGUGUGGGCAAGAGAGCAUUCGUGACCUUUCUUGCAGGCGACGGAGACUAUGUCAAAGGCGUGGUGGGGCUUGCCAAGGGCCUCCGCAAGGCCAACACUCGUUACCCUCUCGUGGUGGCCGUGCUGCCGGAUGUUCCCGACGACCCCCGCCGCAUUCUUCGCUCCCAAGGAUGCAUCGUCCGGGAGAUUGAGCCUUUCUAUCCGCCUGAAAGCCAAACCAAAUUUGUCAGGGCCUAUUUUGUCAUCAACUACUCUAAGCUUCGCCUUUGGGAGUUUGUAGAGUAUGAGAAGAUGAUGUACUUGGAUGCAGACAUACAAGUGUUUGACAACGUUGAUAACAUAUUUGACUCGCCAAAUGGCUACUUCUAUGCUGUGAUGGAUUGCUUUUGUGAUAACGAAGUAUGGUGUAACUCUCCUCAACACAAGAUUGGCUACUGCCAGCAGCGCCCUGAGAGGGUGCAGUGGCCUGCCGAGAUGGGGUCGCCGCCACCGUUGUACUUCAAUGCCGGCAUGUUCGUUUUCGAGCCUAACCUCGUCACUUACUCUAACCUCUUGGAGACCGUCAAAAUCACAACUCCCACUACCUUUGCCGAGCAGGACUUUCUGAACAUGUACUUCAAGGAUGUGUACAAGCCUAUUUCAAAUGUUUACAACCUCCUUGUGGCCAUGUUGUGGUUUCACCCUGAGAAUGUGGAAAUUGACAAGGUCAAGGUUGUCCACUAUUCUGCAGACGGAGCAAAGCCAUGGAGGUACACAGGAAAGGAAGCGCAUAUGGACAGAGAAGACAUAAAGUUGUGGGUGAAGAAGUGGUGGGACAUUUAUGAGGACGAAUCCUUGGACUACGAGAAUACUACUAAAAAUAUUGUGGAGAAUGGAGAGAUAAGACAAACAGAUGUGGGUGAAGAAACUAGCUAGCCUAAGAUUAGCAGCUUGCUAGCAUAUUAUAAUUUAUAUAUUGCAUAUAUAUAUAUAUGCAAUAUUCUAUACAUUGGUAUUAUUGCCAUGUGUGUGAACAAACCUAAUGUAAGUUGAGAAUAAGCAAUACGGUUGUUAAGUUUAUUAUGAUGACCGUAUAUAUAUAUUUCAAAAAGAAAAAAAAAAAAGAAAAAGCGUCUAUGGAACUAGAUGCAUUGCUUCAGAUUCUGUGGUUAAGUUAUGCUAUGUAAUAAUUGAUCUUUCUUAAAAUUAAUAUAAGGGUAAAUUGUAUUGUUGCAUCUUA